AUGGCUUCCGCAGACACCAACCCUCCUGACUUAGGGUAUGAGCAGGGCAACCUGCGGCAUGUGGUCAUUACAGCGACAUGUUUUGCCUUCCUUCUGUCAACUGUUUCGGUUGCGCUUCGGUUGUGGGCGAGAAAGAUCACCAAUACGGGCUUGUUCCUCGAUGACUAUCUCAUUCUAGCUUCUUUGUUCUUUCUAUAUGGCAUUUCAAUUGCGGGUAUCGUCCUCCUGUACAGCGGCCUAGGAACACAUAUGAUCUAUGUCCCUCCGGACCAGCUCGUGGUCUACCUGAAGACCCUCUCAUCCGGCGCCUUCCUCUACCCAGCCUGCAUCACCUGCGUGAAACUCUCCAUGCUAGCCCUCUACAAACGUAUCUUCUCGCGCGGCCCCAUGGUCGCAUUAGCAAAUGCAGUAGCCGCCGUUGUCUUCCUCUGGGGCUAUGGGGUCUGCUUGAUCGCCGCGUUUACAUGCAUUCCGUUCCGGAAGAUGUGGGAUCCCACUGUUCCCGGGGGAUGUAUAAACCUGGCUCAGUUCUACUAUGGGCUGCAAAUACCUAAUAUUGUCACUGACGCUGUUAUUAUCGCGAUGCCGAUGAAAAUGGUGGCGAAUUUGCAUAUCUCAAAGACACGGAAGACGGUGCUGUCUGGUAUUUUCGCGCUGGGGAUUUUGACUCUUAUCUUCGACAUAAUCCGUCUUGUCACCCUGAUUGAACUCUCCAAAGCUGGAGAUGACAUUACCUAUAACCAAGUGCCAUCUAGCGUCUGGACAUGCAUCGAGCCCGCCAUUGGUAUCACGGCCUCCUGUCUGAUUAAUAUGCGUCCGCUGGUGACGCAUUAUAUUUCCGAGAAAGCGUGGUGGCCCAGACUUCAACCCAAGCUCUUAUCAUCGUCGUGGAAUAGUAUUGAUAAAUGA
This is a messenger RNA of Aspergillus glaucus CBS 516.65, 909 nucleotides long. RefSeq lists its product as uncharacterized. The record is from RefSeq and is a predicted model, not a curated record. NCBI's taxonomy places the organism in Eukaryota, Fungi, Ascomycota, Eurotiomycetes, Eurotiales, Aspergillaceae. The transcript is spliced from 6 exons. Bases 1 to 909 code for a protein of 302 amino acids.